Mus musculus (house mouse) is the source of this 12025-nucleotide messenger RNA. It is a transcript of the gene Cntnap5c, whose product is annotated as contactin associated protein-like 5C. Gene Ontology annotation, biological process: neuron differentiation. The coding region runs from base 494 to 4414 and encodes 1306 amino acids. Gene Ontology annotation, cellular component: synapse; membrane; neuron projection. The record is from RefSeq and is a predicted model, not a curated record. The transcript has 24 exons. NCBI's taxonomy places the organism in Eukaryota, Metazoa, Chordata, Mammalia, Rodentia, Muridae.
AUCAGAGCACCUGGAAGCAGAGCUGUCUGCCAGGGACUUGCCAAGGACCCGCCCAGGCCAGCGCAGGGCGGGCUCGACUGGGGGCGGGGCCGUACAGAAGGUUCCUGAAAUGAGCUGUCCGCCUCUCUGGUGCUGAACACAGCUCUAGAGUACAAAUGAAGUGCUUUUGUCUGUUGGUGGAACUGGGUGCCAAGAACUGCGCUCGACUUUAGAUCUUACCCUUAAAGGAAGGGAAUCCGGAGGAAGACGAGGCAGGCAAGAAAGGCAAGCACAGAAAGUGACAGUUGCAGAAACUAUAAACGUCGAUUGGAGCUCGCAUCUCCGAGGAAGCACUGAAGCAGAACGGAGUGAAGGAGAAGCGGGGGUGGGAGGGGUUUCAGGCUGUGCGGAGGAAGAAAUAAAAAGAGAAAUAAAAAAGGGAAAAAAAAAAAAAGGUCAAGGCUGGUGCCCGUGAAUUUGGGAUUCCAUUGGAAGCGAUCGCUCACUGAGGGAAAUGGAUUCUGUACCAAGACUGAAUAGCGUUUUUACUUUGGUGCUCUCUGGCUUGUGGCAUUUUGGAUUAACAGCGACAAAUUACAACUGUGAUGACCCAUUGACUUCCUUCCUCUCACUGAGGGCUUUCUCCAGCUCCUCAGAUCUCACUGGAAGGUCCAGCCCAGCUCAACUCAACUGGAGAAUGGGAACUGGUGGUUGGUCCCCAGCAGAUUCUAAUGCCCAGCAGUGGCUCCAAAUGGACCUGGGAAACAGAGUGGAGAUUACAGCUGUGGCUACCCAGGGAAGAUAUGGGAGCUCUGACUGGGUGACAAGCUAUCGCCUGAUGUUCAGUGACACAGGGCACAACUGGCAACAGUACACGCAGGAAGGCAGCAUCUGGAGAUUUGUAGGAAACAUGAAUGCUAACAGUGUGGUUCACCACAAACUGCUGAACUCUGUGAGAGCCCGCUUUGUUCGCUUUGUGCCCCUGGAGUGGAAUCCAAAUGGAAAGAUUGGCAUGAGAGUAGAGGUCUAUGGAUGUUCCUACAGAUCAGAUGUAGCUGACUUUGAUGGCUGGAGCUCACUUCUCUACAGGUUCAACCAGAAGACAAUGAGCACCCUCAAAGAUGUGAUCUCCCUUAAGUUCAAGAGCAUACAAAGGGAUGGGGUUCUGUUCCAUGGGGAAGGACAACGUGGAGACCAUAUCACCCUAGAGCUUCAGAAUGGCAGGCUAGCCCUAUACCUGAACCUGGAUGACAGCAAAGCCCAGGUCAGCAGCACUGCACCCUUGGCAACUCUGGGUAGCCUUCUGGAUGACCAGCACUGGCACUCAGUUCUCCUGGAGCGUGUGGGCAAGCAGGCCAACUUCACUGUGGACAAGAACACACAGCACUUCCAGACCAAGGGUGAGACUGAUGCCCUGGACAUUGACUAUGAGCUCAGUUUUGGAGGAAUUCCAGUACCAAGCAAACCUGGGACCUUUUUAAAGAAAAACUUCCAUGGCUGUAUAGAAAACCUUUAUUACAAUGGAGUGAACAUAAUUGACUUGGCUAAAAGACGGAAGCAUCAGAUUUACUCAGUGGGCAAUGUCACCUUUUCCUGCUCAGAACCACAAACUGUCCCCAUCACAUUUGUCAACUCCAGGAGCAGUUAUUUGCUGUUGACUGGUACCCCCCAAAUUGAUGGACUGUCAGUGAGUUUCCAGUUUCGAACAUGGAAUGAGGAUGGUCUGCUUCUGUCCACAGAACUGUCUGAAGGCUCAGGAACCCUGCUGCUCAUCCUGGAGGGCGGGACUCUGAGGCUCCUGAUUAAGAAAUUGGCCAGACAUGGAACUGAAAUCUUCACAGGCAGUGGCUUGAAUGAUGGCAUGUGGCAUUCUGUCAGCAUCAGUGCCAGAAGAAAUCGUGUUACUCUCACACUGGAUAAUGAUGCUGCAUCCCUGCCUCCAGACACCUCCUGGCUGCAGAUAUAUUCUGGAAAUAGCUACUACUUUGGAGGGUGCCCUGACAAUCUCACUGAUUCCCAAUGCUUAAACCCGAUUAAGGCUUUCCAAGGCUGCAUGAGGCUCAUCUUUAUUGAUAACCAGCCCAAGGAUCUUAUUUCAGUUCAGCAAGGCUCCCUGGGGAGUUUUAGUGAUUUACACAUUGAUCUGUGUAGCAUCAAAGACAGGUGUUUGCCAAACUACUGUGAACAUGGAGGACAAUGUGCGCAAACCUGGACUAACUUCUACUGCAACUGCAGUGACACUGGUUACACAGGAGCCACCUGUCAUGACUCCAUCUAUGAGCAGUCCUGUGAGGUGUACAGACACAGAGGGAAAACUGCUGAGUUCUUCUAUGUUGACUCUGAUGGCAGCGGGCCACUGGGACCACUCCAGGUGUUCUGCAAUAUUACUGAAGACAAGAUCUGGAUGACAGUUCAGCACAACAACACAGGGCUGACUUGGGUACAGGGUUCUAACCCUGAGAAGCCCUAUGCCAUGACCUUAAACUAUGGUGGGAGUCUGGAGCAACUGGAGGCUCUGAUUGAUGGCUCAGAGCACUGUGAACAGGAAGUGACAUACUACUGCAAGAGAUCCCGCCUGCUUAACACACCAGAUGGAGUCCCAUUCACCUGGUGGAUUGGGAGGUCCAAUGAAAAGCAUCCUUAUUGGGGAGGCUCUCUUCCUGGAGUCCAGCAGUGUGGAUGUGGGCUGGAAGAGAGCUGCCUGGACAUUCGACAUUUUUGCAAUUGUGAUGCUGACACAGAUGAAUGGACAAACGAUACUGGUUAUCUGUCUUUCAAAGAUCACUUGCCCGUAACUCAGAUAAUUAUUACUGAUACCAACAGAUCAAAAUCAGAAGCUGCUUGGAGAAUUGGCCCCUUGCGUUGCUAUGGUGACCGACACUUCUGGAAUGCUGUCUCAUUUUCUACCGAAGCCUCUUUCCUUCACUUUCCUACCUUCCGUGUGGAAUUCAGCGCUGACAUUUUCUUCUUUUUUAAAACCACUGCUUUAUCAGGAGUUUUCCUAGAAAUCCUUGGCAUUAAAGACUUCCUCCGACUUGAAAUGAGCUCUCCUUCUGAGGUCAUAUUUGCCAUUGAUGUUGGAAAUGGUCCCAUUGAUCUCCUCGUCCAGUCUCCUUAUCCUCUGAAUGACAACCAAUGGCAUUAUAUCCGGGCUGAGAGAAACCUCAAGGAGACCUCAUUGCAGGUGGACAAUCUUCCACAGAGUAUGAGGGAGGCCUCAGAGGAAGGCCAUUUCCAAUUUCAGCUGAAUAGCCAGUUGUUUGUAGGAGGAAAAUCAUCAAGACAAAAAGGCUUUUUUGGAUGCAUCCGUUCCUUACACUUGAAUGGGCAGAACAUAGACCUGGAGGAGAGAGCAAAGGUCACAUCUGGAGUGAGACCUGGAUGUCCAGGUCACUGCAGCAGUUAUGGAAGAAAUUGCCAAAAUGGGGGCAAGUGUGUGGAGAAGCAUAUUGGCUACUCAUGUGACUGUACCAACUCACCAUAUGAAGGACCUUUCUGUCAGAAAGAGAUUUCAGCUCUUUUUGAUUCUGACACCUCUGUUACAUACAUGUUUCAAGAACCAUACUCAGUGACCAAGAACACAAACCUCUCAUCUUCUGCUAUCUACACAGAUACAGCUCCAUCCAAGGAAAUCAUCAUGCUGAGUUUCAUGACAGCACAAGCCCCCACCCUCUUGCUCUACCUCAAUUUCUCUUCUCAGAAUUUUCUGGCUAUUUUGCUCUCCUGGAAUGGAAGUUUACAGAUUCACUAUCAACUAAGCAAGGAAGAAAGCCAUGUGUUCACCAUCAACACAGAGAAUCUGGCCAAUAGAAGAGUGCACCAGGUGAAAAUGAGCCGUGAUGGUCCAGAACUUUCUAUUCAGAUGGACCAGCAACUCUUCAGCUAUACUUUCUCACUAGAAUCUGAGUUCCAGAGAGCAAGGUCGCUCGUCCUAGGCAAAGUCACAGAGACUCUUGGGUUGGAUCCAGAAGUUGCUAGAGCAAACACCUUGGGUUUUGUUGGAUGUCUUUCUUCAGUCCAAUACAAUCAUAUAACACCAUUGAAGGCAGCCCUUCGCCAUGCCAGCAUUUCACCUGUGACUGUUCAAAGGACUUUGACAGAAUCCAGCUGUGUCUCCAUGGUGGACUCUGAUGCGAAUGCAGUGACCACCGUGUAUUCUUCAACAGAUCCAUUUGGAGAGAGAGAUGAGCGUGAACCGCUCACAAAUGCAGUCCCAAGUGACUUGGCAGUCAUUGGAGGCAUCAUAGCAGUGGUGACAUUCAUCAGUUUUUCUGUCAUUGGAAUCAUGACCCACUUUUUCUAUCAGCACAAGCGGUCACACUAUGCCAGUCAAAUGAAGGAGAAGGAAUACCCAGAGAAUGUGGACAGUUCCUCUAGAAAUGACAUUGACUUGCAAAACACAACCAGGGAGUGCAAGCAGGAAGACUUCAUAUGAGCCAAUGCAGGGUCAACUGAUUUUUUUUUUCUUCUCUGGAGUUACCAUCUCUACUUUUCUCUUUUCUUCCUUCCUUUCUUUCUUUCUUUCUUUCUUUCUUUCUUUCUUUCUUUCUUUCUUUCUUUCUUUCUUUCUUUUUUAGUUUAGGCAUUCUCUUUCUCUCAUUUGCCAUUCAUUUUCUGGAACACAUAUGCACUCUUCUCCUUGACCCAGCUCAGGAGAUCAUGUAUCUAUGGCUACUAUAGUUCAGUGACAGGUGUCAAUGUGAAACUUACCACUGGAGACAUAAACUUUACUAUUGUAAACAACGAAGAGACACAUGCGCAUACAUGCACAUUCUAUGCUUCUAGUCCAGUUUCUUAACCUCAAUCUUUAGUUUCUCAGGCAUUUGAUCUUGCCAUCUUCCAUUAGACAUGAGCUCUUUGAUGUUCCCUUUAAUAAUUUGCUCUACCCUUUACCAUAUUUUUAGGUAUUACAGAUAUAGAGGAGAAAAGUGUAUAUGUUUGUGUGUGUGUGUGUGUGUGUGUGUGUGUGUGUGUGUGUGACAGAGAAAGACAGAAUUAGGUCAUUUUUUUAAAGUGAUGAUUAUCAGGGAGCCCAAUACUGUAGAAGUAUAUGAAGGAAGGUAAAUCUAUGCAGGGAAAGCAACAUGUGCUUUUUUUAGGUGACCUGUGAGAUAGGAGGGAGGUUGUGGGGGAGAUAUUAUGUCAGAAAGAAAUGCUUCUAAAUUUGAAAGACUGUGUGUGUGUGAGAGAAAGAGAGAGAGACAGAGAGAGAGAGACAGAGACAGAGACAGAGAGAGACAGAGACAGAGACAGAGGCAGACAGAGAAAGACAGACAGAGACAGACAGAGACAGAGGCAGACAGAGAAAGACAGACAGAGACAGACAGACAGACAGAGAAUGGGCAUUUGAAAAGUAUCUAGGACAUUCUUUCCUAAGGCAUGCUGAAAGAGCAAUGGGCCUAGUUAGUGCGUAACCUCUGACAAGACAAUCAUUUGUCUUGCCUGUGACCUUUCUCCAUUUAGGACAUGAAUAUCUGAAAAAGUCUGACUCCAGGAAGGGAAGGGGAAACUUUUUCUCCUCUAGAGCUGAGAUGAAUGAGGCUAAAGGUCUGCAUGGGUCAUGGGAUGUUAGACCUUCAUAUUAUCUAUGAGAACAAAGGAAAUGUACUUGGAAGGUCAUACUUAGAAGAACACCUAUCUGGGGGACAAAAGGCAGAGGGAGACCUUUUUAUCCUGCUUAUUUUGGUGGCAUUUGGCAAACAAUACAGUUGUUUAAUAAGUUAGUAUAAUGUCUACAUCUUUUUUUUCAGUUUAUUUUAUUAGAUAUUUCAUUUAUUUACAUUUCAAAUGUUAUUCCUUUUCCCAUCCCCCCCUCCGCCAGAAAACACCUAUCCCCUCCUCCCUCCCACUGCUUCUGUGAGUGUGUUCCCCCUCUCACCCACCCACUCCUGCCUAUCCUCCCAUCUAUGUCUUAAGUGGCUAGCUGACUAAAUUCCUCAUCCAUCCAUAGAGUCUUAGUGCUUUCAGAUAUAGAAUGACUGAAUAGUGAGUAACUAAUUGUCUUUUUUCUUGCUAUUGCUUGUUGAGUCCUGUAUAUAGUACCCUGAAAUCAGGAGGCUUCAAAGGUGUGAGGAAAUAGCUGCUCCUCUAACUUUCUGCCUGCCUUUGCCACUUUACUAGAAGAUUUUGGCAAUGUUAUUCCUAAGAUUGCUGUGCAGAAGUAAAGAAAUAUAUAUUUGUUUGUAUUGUGGCAACAUAAGCAGAAUUUUUAAAAAAGUCUAAAUUGGUUCCAUGAAAAGGCUUAGGCCAUCUUAACUCAGCUUGUAGGAAACAAAAAUUAAGGAAAAGUGCUACAUGAAAAAUAGCAGAUUUCAAGUAGGUUCAUCCCUAGUCAUCCAAUCAUGUAGGAUCUGGUAAUGGGAGAAAAUGCGGGUUAGCAGAAUUCACAUUCUAGAACACAUAAAAUGAGUUCAGACUUAACAGCUGAGCUAUUUUCCAAGAGGAGGGGGACUGGCUGUUCUGUGGGGCACUGUGGUCACCUGCAGAUCUGAGGAUUCUGGGGGGGGGGGGGUUAGUUUGUGAAGCACAUCACAUUUCCCAGUCUGUAUCUUCACACAUAUACACAAACAUGUUCCAUGUCCUUGACUUCUGUGCCUAAAUAAGGUAAUAUAGUACCUCAGGCUUUAGGGUCUUUUGGUAGCAGAGCAUAAAAUUAAUUUGUUGCAUACAUCUUGAUUUGGUCAUUUUAUGGAAACAAUAUUCUUUUUUAACAUUUUUAAAUUUUUUUAGUCUUUUUUAUUAGAUAUUUUCUUCAUUUACAUAUCAAAUGCUAUCCCAAAAGUCCCCUAUACCCUCCCCCAGCCCUGCUCCCCAACCCACCCACUCCCAAAUCCUGGCUCUGGCAUUCCCCUGUACUGAGACAUAUAAUUUUCCCAAGACCAAGGGCCUCUUUUUCCAAUGAUAGAUGACUAGGCCAUCUUCUGCUACAUAUGCAGCUAGAGACAGGAGCUCUGGGGGGGGUACUGGUUAGUUCAUAUUGUUGUUCCACCUAUAAGGUUGCAGACCCCUUCAGCUCCUUGGGUACUUUCUCUAGCUCCUCCAUUAGGGGCCCUGUGUUCCACCUUAUAGAUGACUGUGAGCAUCCGCUUCUGUAUUUGCCAGGCACUGGCAUAGCCUCACAAGAGAAAGUAAUAUCAGGGUCCUGUCAGAAAAUCUUGCUGGCAUGUGCAGUAGUGUCUGUUUUUGGUGACUGUUUAUGAGAUGUAUCACUGGGUGGGGAAGUCUCUGGAUGGUCCAUCCUUCUGUCUCAGCUCCAAACUUUGUUCAGCUCAUGGUAACAACAUUCUUAACUCUACCCUUGGCUCAUUUGAUAGAAAAGACCAGAGAGAAAUCACUCAAACACUCCAGGCUUUAGAAAAGGCUAGAAGCAAGAUCCGUAAAGGAGAAAUUCCUGGUCCAUUCCUAUUGCAAGGCAGAUAUGAUUUGUAAAGAACAUGACAGUUAUUAGGCCAUCCAUCAUCUUAGUAUGUAUCCUACCUCUGACUGUUGAAAAUUGCCUAGGACCCAGACUUUCAUAGUGAAGCCUUCACUAGUUUCACCCAGUUUCCAAUCUGUAACUUUUUUCCCUUGAAAAUUACAGAGGUAAGGAUUGAAUUUAGUGUGAUCCACAGCUCAGAAAUAUUGUCCUAAAUAUAAGUUCUUUCCUUAAAAUUUUCUAUGAAAUCUGAAAUACUUACUUCCUGUUUUAGAAUAUUAUGGUUUUCCUAGUGGAUUUAUUUUAAAGCAAUUGAGAUAAACAUGCCCUUGUUAAUUUUUCUAUAAUAAAAGAAGUGAUAAUCUAAUAAAAUGAGAGAGCCCUCUCCCUCUCCCUCUCCCUCUCCCUCUCCCUGUCCCCCUCUAUCCUCCAUCCAGAUUUAUGGAGCUCUAAAAGAGCCAUGGCAUAAAUGGAUGUCCACCAAAGAAGUGAAAGCAGAUGGGAGCAGAAGUAGAGAGUGUUCUUUUCUUCUUCUAGUCUUUACAUGGGCCUGCCAUUUGCAGAAACAUACAUUUGGAAUGCAUUGAACAUAGAAAGUUUAAUAUCCUUUUAAGUGCAUCUCUUAUAGGCAGAGAUGAUGGCGCACUUGGCAGAGUCACAUGUUUCUCUCUGAGUGUUGACAUCAGCCUGAUUUAUAAUAGAGUUCAAAACCAGCCAGACCUUUAGGGUGGGGGCAAGCUCUAUUUGGUUUAUGCAAUUAUUCACUUCUGUUACAGCAACAGAAGUCUACACACAGCACCAGUGAGCAUAAAGCAAGUACUAUGCAUAUUUAAUUUGCAAAUCAUUCCCAGAGACUUUCAGAAGCCAACACAUUUCUGAAUAAUUCUUAGAAUUUUGAGCUUUAUUAUUCUAAGAGAGAUGAUUGAUGUGUUUCUAUUCCUCAAGGUAGAUAACUGUCCAUUCUGUGGAAGUUGGUAAAUGAAAGUUUCUAAGAGACAAAGAAGAAAACGUCCCUGUAUUAGCCACAAUUUCUAUAGAUGGAGUUCACAAAAUAGGUCUGGCUGGUUUUGAACUCUAUUAUAAAUCAGGCUGAUGUCAACACUCAGAGAGAAACAUGUGACUCUGCCAAGUGCGCCAUCAUCUCUGCCUAUAAGAGAUGCACUUAAAAGGAUAUUAAACUUUCUAUGUUCAAUGCAUUCCAAAUGUAUGUUUCUGCAAAUGGCAGGCCCAUGUAAAGACUAGAAGAAGAAAAGAACACUCUCUACUUCUGCUCCCAUCUGCUUUCACUUCUUUGGUGGACAUCCAUUUAUGCCAUGGCUCUUUUAGAGCUCCAUAAAUCUGGAUGGUAGACUGAUAUCUUUUAACUCUCCCCACCCUGCCCUAAAGAAAAACCAGACUAUAUUUAGGGAGAUCUCUGAGAAUUACAACUUAUCUAUUGAAUGAAUAAUUUAUUGAUACAUUGUUUGUCUAAAUGAGCUCAUAUUUAGGUGUUCUCCAAGAUAUUUCCAACCCUAAACAACUUCCAUCCAUAUCAUAUCAUAUCAUAUCAUAUCAUAUCAUUCCAUAUCAUACCAUUUCAUAUCUUAUCACAUCAAAUAGAAGACUCAUUCAAGGAAGGUAAAUUUACAAUAUGCCCAUGGUGUCCAUGGACAUGGACAUCAAUCGGUGGAUGUAUUGUUUAGUUUAUUUGUCUACCAACUGUUUCACUUCUUUCAAAUUCCCUACACAUAAAACCUAUCAACCAAUUCACCACAGCAGUCUGUCAAGAUGCUCCAAGACACCAAGAUAAUUCUGCCACUCAGUGUUCCUUGAAACAUUGCUUAGGUACGCUUGAUCCAUUACUUUUCUAUAGACCAUGUUUUAACUAAAUAAACAUGCAAUGCUGUACCUGUACAUGGCAAAGGAGUUGCAUGGAAGGAUGAUACAGGCAAACAUGAACAUAAGCAUGACUGAGUGCUGUUCCAUGUCUCUCUCAGUGAUUAGAAAUGUUUUCUUUAAAGGACUCAGAGUUUUUCUGAAUCACUUCUGUACACCAGUUGUUGAGACUUUCUUUUUUUUUUUUCCAUUUUUUAUUAGGUAUUUCGCUCAUUUACAUUUGCAAUGCUAUACCAAAAGUCCCCCAUAGCCACCCACCCCCUCUCCCCUACCCACCCACUCCCCUUUUAUGGCCCUGGCGUUCCCCUGUACUGGGACAUAUAAAGUUUGCGUGUCCAAUGGGCCUCUCUUUCCAGUGAUGGCCGACUAGGCCAUCUUUUGAUGCAUAUGCAGCUAGAGUCAACCAGUCUCUGGCUUUACCCACAGUCUUCCUCAAGUAAUUUGUUUUGAAAAUGUUUGUUGUUCUUCAUCAACUUUAGGUUCACAAAUUGUAAAUAGCUAUUCUACCUAUAAAAAAUGAGAAUGUACAGUACACACAAACACACACACACACACACACACACACACACACACACACACACACAGAGAGAGAGAGAGAGAGAGAGAGAGAGAGAGAGAGAGAGAGAGAAGCCGUUCCUCACACAUUAGCCAGGAAACAAUAUCCAUACCUACUGUGUAGGGAGAUUAAUCGCCACUUUGUGUUGAAAAUUCUUUAAAUGCUUUAGACAAGGUUCUAAAGAUUGAUGUUUCUAUUUUAGAUUAAUUUUCCCUUUUCUUAUUUUGCACUAAGAUACUCUGGGGCAGAAUAAGUAGCACAUCUACUAGUUAAACACUGAACUUUUUGUGCAUGUAUGUCCUCUCUUGUUUAUAAUAUUUAUAGUCUGCAAAGUGGUUAAGUGGGUAUGAGCAAAUCUUAAGUAAUAGUGAGUUUUUGAGUUAAAACCAACGUGAUGGGAUUGCAAAUCAGGGAAGGGUAUUCAUGGAGUAAAUAAUGGCUAGUGGAGGUACAGAAUGCCAAAGCUUCCACCAUGAAGUAAGAAUGGUUCCUCUCCCCACUUUCCUGGAUCUUAACUCAGGAGCCUCUUCCAUAGAUUUAUCUUACACUGCAGGGAAGAGCAAUACUACAGGUCCUGUAUAAAAAAUGUUUUCCCCAUCAUCACAUGGCGUUUCAUCCUACCCUAGUGAUUUUCAAGUUUUAUGUUUCACUAAUAUAGUCCCCGGAUGCUUUGGAGUUAUCACCACAGUGAUUUUAUCUGCCCAGUGUGAGCACGGUAAUGGUAGUCUUAUGUAAAGUAAAUGAUGAUCAAGAUCCUCAAGUCUAUUCCCCUUAGUCAAAUGCUCCAUAGAUGGAAUUAAGGAAAUAUUGGAGUCAGACUAGUGGUCUUUCCUUCCUUUUUCUUGCUCAUGCCAUCUUGGCAUGCGUAAUGAUAGAAAGGUAUGUCACUCUUCAUCUACUACAGUAUGUGCUUCAGACAGCCACCACCUGAUACUCUGUAAGGAGUCUUCCCAUGAUGUUUCUCAGUAUACAAGUAAAGCUUGAAGCAAAUAGAUUAAAAUUAGGAGGUUAGUCCCAAGUUAUGACAAACCUGAUGUAUGCUAUAAUCAUAACCAUAUACAGCCUAGUCAUAAUUUUAUUAGCAUUAUACUGUGCCAUGCUUCAGAUCAAAACAGUAAAUCUCAGAGGACAUAAAAAAAAAAGGCAUGGGUAUGCAGAACUGGCCUUCAGUCACCCUGUGGCAUCCUUGAAUGGCUUCUUCAGAUGGAGCCAUUUUGAUUGAAACCUUAUAGGGAGAAGUGAAAGGACCACUGACUAGUUAUUCUUUUACAGUAUAGUCAGCCAGAGCCCAAAAGACAUACAUGAAGUACUAGCUUAAUGUCUUCUCUUUGAACGGCAGUACCAACAAGUAUGACCUUGCCCUGCCUUAAGUACUCGCAAAAAAAAAAAAAAAAAAAAAGAAAGAAAGAAAGAAAGAAAGAAAGAAAGAAAGAAAGAAAGAAAGAAAGAAAGGAAAAAAGAGGAAAAGUCAAUAACCACACCUGGUUUAAAGUAGUGUAGUUGUAUAUGGUGAUGGCUGACUCCAGUAAUUUUCUCCUGAACUUGGAAAUAGACAGGGCUCCCAAUAGCCUGUGUCACCUUUAGUAGACACUUUGCACUGUCAGCUAGCCUAUGGCAUGAAAGUAUAACAUGAGGAAAUGAAGACACAUGAUGUAUUCAAGUAUACCUAAUAAGGUAGACAACAGUUUACAUUUGGUUCAUGAAAUCCCUAACUUGCUUAAACAAUGAAUUGCCAUGUUCAUUUCAAAGUAGAAGUUAGAGACUUUCUGGCAUGGUCAGAGCUUUCUUUGGAAGAGUGAGAGGUCAGGGAAAUCACUUUUCGAAAGUAAAUAACAAAGUAUAAAAGGACCUUUCCUAAAUAUAUAUCAGAAGUGCUUUUGAUAGAAGCACAACAGAGGCAAAAGAGACUACUUCCUAUCAGGCAAUUCCUUGGGUUUUGUUUGUUUGUUUGUUUUUUGUUAUUAUUAUUAUUAUCAUUAUUUUUUUGUUUGUUUUUGUAAGAGAAUUCCCAGACCCUUGUGAUAUUGCCUCGUCCUAAAUCUGUUUUAUAGACCAUGUAACAUGUCUUAGUACACUGUAUGAAGAAAUAUAACACUUGGAUUUCUUUGUUUUCUAUGUUUUUAGCUAUACAAAAGAAAGACUUACCUGUAAAUAUUGUACAUUUAAUAAAGAGAGAAUUUUGUCCUUUUGUGUGAAACAUG